Polyodon spathula (Mississippi paddlefish) is the source of this 2220-nucleotide messenger RNA. Its product is annotated as prolyl 4-hydroxylase subunit alpha-2-like. Gene Ontology annotation, molecular function: L-ascorbic acid binding; iron ion binding; protein binding. Lineage: Eukaryota; Metazoa; Chordata; Actinopteri; Acipenseriformes; Polyodontidae. The record is from RefSeq and is a predicted model, not a curated record. Gene Ontology annotation, biological process: peptidyl-proline hydroxylation to 4-hydroxy-L-proline. The coding region runs from base 98 to 1771 and encodes 557 amino acids. Gene Ontology annotation, cellular component: endoplasmic reticulum. The transcript has 17 exons.
AAUUACCAGAGAAAGUUCCAGCUACCAGGACUGUGCAUUGGAAAGAGUAGUGGUGUGAUCUUUGAGGCUGUCCUACUCUUGUUGUGCCAGUGUGAAGAUGAUGAAGUUCUGGUUAUUGUCUCUCCUCCUCAUUCAGAGUUGGUGCAGUAGGUGCGCUGAGGCCGAAAUCUUCACCUCAAUAGGUCAGAUGACGGACUUGAUUUUCACAGAAAAAGAGCUUGUCCAGUCCCUAAAGGAAUACAUCCGGAAAGAGGAAUCCAGAUUGGUUCAGAUUAAAAGUUGGGCCUCCAAAUUGGAUGAUCUGACCCACACCUCGACUGCUGAUCCCGAGGGCUAUCUGUCCCAUCCUGUCAAUGCCUACAAGUUAGUGAAGCGCUUGAACACCGAGUGGGCGGAGCUGGAGAGCCUUGUCUUGCAAGACCCUGCUGAUGGUUUCAUUUCUAAUAUGUCUGUGCAGCGCCAGUUCUUCCCAGACGAGGAGGAUGAGAAAGGAGCAGCUAAAGCUCUAAUGCGUCUGCAGGACACCUAUAAGCUGGACUCUGAGAGCAUCUCCAAAGGCAGGCUGCCAGGCGUGACGUUCAACGCCCUCCUGAGUGUGGAUGACUGUUAUGACAUGGGGAAGACGGCGUACAUUGACCAUGAUUACUACCACACCGUGCUGUGGAUGCAGCAGGCCCUGAAGCAGCUCGAUGAAGGAGAGGAAGCUGUCGUUUCCAAGCCUGAAGUCCUUGACUAUCUCAGCUACUCGGUUUACCAGAUGGGUGACCUGCCUCGAGCCAUUCAACUCACAAGGCGCCUGCUUGCAGUCGAUCCAACUCAUCAGAGAGGAGGAGGAAACCUGCGUUAUUUUGAGAGGCUGCUAGGAAAGGAGAUGAGGGAGAGCAACACUGAGCAGCCCCCAGUCACAGAGGAACCUAUAGAGUUCAGAACCUACGAGAGGCCUGCCGGUUACCUGCCUGAUAGAGAUAUCUAUGAAGCACUCUGCAGAGAAGAGGGAGUGAAAAUGACUACAGAGAGGCAGAAGAAGCUGUUCUGCAGGUAUCACAAUGGGAACAGGAAUCCCAGGCUGCUCCUAGCUCCUAUGAAGGAAGAGGACGAGUGGGACAGCCCGCGUAUUGUGCGAUACCUGGACGCACUGUCAGACACAGAGAUCGAGAGGAUCAAGGAAAUAUCAAAACCCCAGCUGGCGCGAGCAACGGUACGGGAUCCAAAGUCAGGUGUUCUUACAGUAGCCAAUUACAGAGUAUCCAAAAGUACCUGGCUGGCGGCAGAAGACGACCCUGUUGUUGCCCGUGUGAACCAGAGAAUAGAAGAUAUAACGGGCUUGACCAUGGAAACAGCAGAACUGCUUCAGGUGGCUAACUAUGGGGUUGGAGGACAGUAUGAGCCUCAUUAUGAUUUCUCAAGACGCCCUUUCGACAGCUCUCUCAAGACGGAUGGGAAUAGGCUAGCAACCUAUCUGAACUACAGAGAUGAACCUGAGGCUUUCAGAUCCUUAGGCACUGGAAAUCGUGUGGCUACUUUUUUAAAUUAUAUGAGUGAUGUGCAAGCUGGAGGGGCGACGGUGUUCCCAGAUUUUGGAGCUGUAGUUAGACCCAGAAAGGGUACUGCUGUGUUUUGGUACAACCUUUUCAGAAGUGGGGAAGGCGAUUACAGGACCAAACAUGCAGCGUGUCCAGUAUUAGUAGGGAGUAAAUGGGUUUCAAACAAAUGGCUUCAUGAAAGAGGGCAGGAGUUCCGGAGACCGUGUGGCCUGACAGAAGUCGACUAAAGAUCUCCUGUUCUUGCUGUUGCUGCCCUCUUGGGUUCCUCCCUGAACAUCCUUUUUCAUUCACAAGAGUUCACGCUGUCCAGUGCGAUACCACCAAGCUCCUUGACAGUGACACACGUCUCCUUUACAGAAAGAACUGUCAAGCAGUAAACCCUGUCACAUGUCUUCUGGUCAUAGUCUCUUGUCUGGAAAUGCGAUAGUACAGAAUAUUUUGCAGGUGCUCAUUUUACUAUCCUAAAGUUUAGGUUUUUUUUUUUUUUCCUCAAAUAAAUAAUAGAUUCUUUGAACACGUGUCAAUAAAUUGUUAAAUUCCGUUCCCCCUUAAAAUGCAUUUUAAUAAGUGUUUCUUGGAAGUUUUGUAGGGGGGAUUGUUUAUUUAAAUAAAUUAUACUGUACUAUUUGUUAUGUGCUUUCAGUAAGAUUAAAGAAAUAAAAUGUCAAUGAUUUAC